AUGUCGAUGAUGCCUCCUCUUUCAAAAAGAAGCUGGAUGUCGAAGCUUCCAUGGCAAGUCCUUGACCUUGUUUCUAACCAUCUCGACCCUAAAACCCUAGCCACAGCCUGUUGCAUCUCCAAGACAUGGUUCACUUGCAUUUCCUCCGACCAUAUUUGGCAGCCCAUUUGCACCACCCAUUUCCCUUCUCUCUCUUAUAACCUCAAGCUCAUCAACCCCGCCCUUCCCUACUACCGCCUCUAUGCCAUGGCCUCAGCCGUCGCCAAACGCCGCUCCCGGACCCCCUCCAAGCCCUCCCUCACCCUCCACGACCUCAUCUUCACCAUCAACAUCUUCAGCCACAACAAAGUUCUCUUCAGUCUUGAAAAACCCGGGGACGAGCUAGUCAUGGAUAAUAAUGGUGUUUUCAAGUUCGAUAUUGAUGUCGAUAACAACGAGCUUGAAGCUGUGGCGUCGGAGUCGGUGAGUGUUACGUGGAAUGUGGUGUUGAAAGGGUGGAGAGGGGUAUUUAAUAUGAUGGAAUCAUGCAAAGGGAAGAGAGGGGUCGACGACUGUUGGUUCUCGGAGGAGCUGCCUUAG
Molecule: messenger RNA, 579 nt
Organism: Fragaria vesca subsp. vesca
Lineage: Eukaryota; Viridiplantae; Streptophyta; Magnoliopsida; Rosales; Rosaceae
Product: probable F-box protein At5g04010-like
Exons: 1
Coding region: 1-579 (192 amino acids)
Biological process (GO): SCF-dependent proteasomal ubiquitin-dependent protein catabolic process; gibberellic acid mediated signaling pathway
Cellular component (GO): SCF ubiquitin ligase complex
Molecular function (GO): protein binding
Source: RefSeq, a predicted model, not a curated record